Molecule: messenger RNA, 311 nt
Organism: Lymnaea stagnalis (great pond snail)
Lineage: Eukaryota; Metazoa; Mollusca; Gastropoda; Lymnaeidae
Source: the annotation of a GenBank genome assembly
UGACAGUAAACGGAAAUAAUAUUUCCGAUCUAGCUGAUUGUAAUUUUACCACUGAUCAAGACGAUUUAAGUAUAACUAUAGAAUACGUUUGUAUGGGACCGGCAACGCCAUGUCUAAUAGAGAUAUCAUCCAAUGACUCAACAAAGAUAGAUGCUGGGUCGAACCGAGCUGUGUUCACACGGUUUUUGUUUCAAGACACGACAUUUAAAGUCAAAAUAAAAUAUGCACUCUGCAGACUUGACUUAACGUUUAAAAAUAUAACGUGUACUGUCACAAAACGUAAGGCCUUUUCACAUUUCAUGUAUCGAUAA